Messenger RNA from Pseudo-nitzschia multistriata, 2220 nucleotides. The record is from the annotation of a GenBank genome assembly. NCBI's taxonomy places the organism in Eukaryota, Bacillariophyta, Bacillariophyceae, Bacillariales, Bacillariaceae.
GUGUUUGUUGUUGCAUCCGUAAUUUAUCGUUGGCGAAAACAAAAACAGCAUCUCGGGUUAUUGGACAAAAGGACAACAGUAUUGAAAAAAGAAGAGUGCAUUUGAAAGGAUACCAUGUCUAGCACCGAAAUUUUGCCCAGUGUAGUGGUGGGGUUUGGGAAAAAUUACUAUCGGAAUUUCGGCCCUGCACAGCAGUCGAAGCUCCGUCAUAUUGGCACUCUAGAGAAUGAGAGCUAUGACAUCGAUUCGCCUCUGCCGACGACAGUUUCUUCGUAUCAAUUCACGCAAGAGAARAAAGAAAACGAAAAAGAAGACAACGAUGAACAGCCUCCUCCCCCUCCAUGGGAACAAGAAAACGACCCGCUGGUCGACGUCCAGUGCACCAGUGCGAGCAGCUACUUUUUAACCCAGGCCGGGAAAAUUUACAACUGCGGUACGGUCCACGGCCAUGUAAGACCAUCCCUGACCCAAAUGGUCAUUCAAUUACCGUUAAAGUGUGUCCAGUUGGCAACUGGUAGGCAUUUUUGUAUCGCUCGGAUGGAAGGAGGUCUGGCGGUGUGUGCAUGGGGAGCGGGGCAUUUUGGUCAGCUCGGACUCGGGGUAGGCUUCGACGAACAAAACGGGGAAGACACCACCAGGAGCUCGCGUUCCUCUCCGCCUUCCUUCGUCAGCCGCCCUGCGCUCGUGGAAGCUCUUUUGCCCCACAUGGUGGGUUCUCCCGUCAGCAGURUCGCUGCGGGGUACUGGCAUUCCAUGGCUCUGACCAAAGACGGGAGCGUUUUUGCAUGGGGGUGCAAUCGAAACGCGCAGUGCGGCAAGAGACCAUCGAGCAAGGAACAGCCCACCAUCUGCCAGCCGCAGCGCGUGUCCUUUGAGGACGCGAACACCGGCAGCAAAAAAUCCAAGAUCAGGAAAAUCGCGGCUGGCCGCUCGCACUCGGUGGCACUCGACGAAGGUGGACACAUCUAUGCCUGGGGUGCAAACCAGUACGGCCAGUGCGGUAUGCUGACACGGCGCCGAGUGAUAGGAGUGUCCUCGCCGAAACAAGUCGAUGCCCUAACAAAAGUACGGAUUGUCGAUGUAUCGGCGGGAGAUAUGCACACGCUGGCUCUGACUGGUGGUGGCAGAGUAUUUGGAUGGGGAGGAGGAUUCGAAGGUCAACUAGGCACGGGCUAUAUCUACCAGAUGAAUCCAAAACCGAAACUGGUCCACGAUYUGGAUUUUGUAGCAAUAGACGCGGGACAGGAGUGGAAGACAUUGCAGAAACUCAGGCCGAUACCGCAAGUAAUCGAUGCAUCUACCCGUUCACUAGAYCUAGAMAAUACACCGCGAAUUAUAUCGGUCACGGCGAAAGGCAACUCCUCGUUUGCCAUCAGCUCCACGGGUCACCUKUACGCAUGGGGCUGCAACGAUGUCGGCCAUCUCGGUUUGCCAAAACCGGAUCCGUCGGAAUUGACUUACUCGGAUCCGGGAGAUGUGAACGUGAAGUUGUCKACCAUUCAGCGACAAUUCCAUACCUUCUCUUUUGAUUCCUCGCACAACGUUGCUCUCCCGCAAAGGCUUGAUUCGUUACGGCACUUGCACAUAAAAUCGGUGGGAGCGUCUUCCACGUUCAUGUGGUGCCUUGGAACGAAGCGCAAGGACGACAAAGCCGUGGUUGGGCGGACGCUGUACGAAAUCCAAGAAGAGAAACGAAAAACACCAGCACGAGAGCAGGACGAGCAAUUGCUCAGAACCAUGGACAACGGUACAUUUGGAAUCAAACCAAUGCGUUUGUCGUCUUUGGUAGAGACAGAUGCAAASGGGAAAACGGACCAGAMAGAAGAUCAAGCCGUGACGGAGAGGACGAGACCAGAAAAACAAGCGGCGCCCAAGCCAUCGACAGAAAUAGACGAGACAAACGGAAACGCAUGCGACGACAAACCAACCAAUAGUGUUCGUGCCAAAGAGGAAGGGAAAUCCAAGACGGUACCCGCAACGGUGCUGGAAGAUAGCCAAGUGCCUUCGUCUUCRUCGGUCUCUGAAAAGAAGAAACGCGGUUUGUUCUCACCGAAAAAGAUUGUGAAAGCCUUCGUUCGACGGGCUAGCAAUUCGAAUUCGUUUCGAGGAGAUCGGACGUCGAUGUCAACCACCGAUCCGGAUGCUUCGCAGAAAAGUCAUAAAUAGAGACGGGYAGAGCAGUGUACCCUGCUGCACCUAUAAUAACGAUGUACAAUAGCU